Molecule: messenger RNA, 426 nt
Organism: Rhagoletis pomonella (apple maggot)
Lineage: Eukaryota; Metazoa; Arthropoda; Insecta; Diptera; Tephritidae
Product: phosphatidate cytidylyltransferase, photoreceptor-specific-like
Exons: 2
Coding region: 9-212 (67 amino acids)
Cellular component (GO): endoplasmic reticulum membrane
Molecular function (GO): phosphatidate cytidylyltransferase activity
Source: RefSeq, a predicted model, not a curated record
UUGGUGAUAUGAUACCUGGACAUGGUGGCAUUAUGGACCGUUUCGAUUGUCAGUUUUUAAUGGCAACAUUUGUUAAUGUUUACAUUUCUAGUUUUAUCAGAACACCAGCUCCAUCCAAAAUUUUGACACAGAUUUACAACUUGAGACCUGAACAGCAAUUGCAAAUUUACCAGUCACUCAAAGAAAGUCUUGGGGACUUAAUUACAACUUAAAAAGUUUCCAGAAACUAUUAAAUCUAAGCGUACUAUACAGACAAAACGACUGCGGAUACGAAUACUACAUAUUUGUUUUAAACAUUAUAAGUAAUAAUUUAACUUGUUUGUUUAUUUUUAUUGUAAAAUUGGAAUUUGUUGUUGAUACUAGGUCUUCAUCUUAGCUUUGUAACAAAAAUAGAACAUCGAUCUCCGCUGUUUGUUAAUGCAGACU